Molecule: messenger RNA, 1390 nt
Organism: Culicoides brevitarsis
Lineage: Eukaryota; Metazoa; Arthropoda; Insecta; Diptera; Ceratopogonidae
Gene: pkm
Exons: 5
Coding region: 97-1386 (429 amino acids)
Source: RefSeq, a predicted model, not a curated record
AUUAUUUAAAAUUUUUGCAUAAAUAAUAUCGUGUGUUUUGUUAUAGAAAAUUGUUGGGCAAGCUUUGCAGAGUUAAUUAAAAUAAAAAUAUUAAAUAUGGAUGAAAACUCGAAUUCGAACGUAGUUGACCUUCCAACUGAACAAGCACAAAUGGCGUUGAACAAAAUUCUAAAAGAAACGUUUAGAUUGAAGGAAUAUUCUCUACAAAUUACGCCUGGAUCAUCCAAAGGAGACAACUACAUUGGUAUAAUAUAUCGUGUUCUAGUUAAGAGAUCUGUACCGUCUCUCGACAAAGAGUUGAGACUUAUAGUGAAAAUGCCACCAAUGCAUCCACAGCGUCGAGAACAAUUUUUUGCACGUCCAUGUUUCCUUCGUGAGAUAACUGCUUAUGAAGAGCUUUUACCUUUGUUUAAACAAUUUCAACAAGAAAAAGGGAUAGACAUUUCAUCAGAAGGAUUUUGUCAUGCUCCAUUUUCGUAUCAAUGCAUUUCUGAAAAUUUUACUGAAGCGAUUUUUAUGCAGGAUUUAAAAUUGGACGGAUAUGAAAUGUACGAUCGGUGUCAAGAAAUGUCUUACGAACAUGCGUUGAAGGCAAUUGAAACUUUGGCUAAAUUCCAUGCCGUAUCAUUUGCUAUCAAUGAUCAAAGAAAAUCGGAUCCUGCUUAUAAAAAAUGUAGGGAAAUGGAAGAUAUUUGGUUAGCUCGUCGUGAUAAUAAAACGAUGAACGACUAUAUGGCGGGUUUGAGUCAAAGAGCUCUCAACACAUUAGAUGCAGAAAAAGAUGCAAGAAUUUACGAAAAAGUUAAGAAUCUUUUGACAACAUCAUACAUAGAAAAUUUAGAGAAAGUUGUGGGUAACAAAGUGGCUGAACCCUAUGCAAUCGUUUGUCAUGGAGAUUUUUGGACCAACAAUAUUCUUUUUAAGCAUAAGGAUAAUAAACCUGUGGAAGCAUUUUUGUUGGACUUUCAAAUUAUUCGCUAUGCAUCUCCAGUCACAGAUCUAUGCUACUUCUUUUUUACUUGUACUUCAAGUGUCUUUCGUAGACAACACUUUCAACAUUUAUUGGAUUUAUAUUAUGAAAUUCUCAACUGUCUAAUUAAUAAACUUGGAUCAAAUCCUGAUGUUGUAUUUCCAAAGUCUGUAUUCAAAGAACACAUGCAACGUUUUGGAAUGUUUGGUGUUAUGAUGGCCGUAAUGCUUUUACCUAUUUUUGUGGCCAAAUCUGAAGAAGCACCGGAUUUAGAGAAGGCUGCUGAAAAGAUUGCGGAUGGUGAAGAUGUUUCAAAGAUGUCUGAGGAAGAAACGAGUGCCGAUACAAUUUUAGCUUACAACAAACGCAUGAGAGAUGUUUUAUAUGAUGCAUUUGAUUAUAACAUGAUACCAUAAGAAA